This is a messenger RNA of Oryza sativa Japonica Group (Japanese rice), 1786 nucleotides long. RefSeq lists its product as uncharacterized. The record is from RefSeq and is a predicted model, not a curated record. Gene Ontology annotation, molecular function: peptidyl-prolyl cis-trans isomerase activity; protein tyrosine phosphatase activator activity. Gene Ontology annotation, biological process: mitotic spindle organization. Gene Ontology annotation, cellular component: cytoplasm; nucleus; protein phosphatase type 2A complex. Lineage: Eukaryota; Viridiplantae; Streptophyta; Magnoliopsida; Poales; Poaceae.
UUCUCUAGCGACCAGCCGCCGUAGUGCCUUCCAGUAGCAGCCCUCGUCGACCCACUCCCGUCUCCGAUCCGCCGCCGCCGCCGACGACGACGACACCGGCAGCCAUGUCCAACCCCGAAUCGAACCCACCACCACCAUCCGCCACAUCCUGCCCGCCUCCCGGCUCCGCCGCGCACGCGGGCCACGCCCCGCUCUGCCGCUCCUGCGGCGCGCCCACGACGACGCCCGUGCCUCCCCCCUGGUCGGCGUCCUCCGACUCCCCGCCGCCUGCGUACCGCCCCAUCCGCAUGCCGGCCAUCAACGCGCCCACCAACACCGCCGCCAUCGUCCUCUCCCCGGUGCCCCAGCCGCUCCCCGUGCCGCCCGCCUCCCCGCCGUUCGCCUUCCAGGUCCCCGCCAAGCGCAUCACCUCCCCCGACGACAUCGCCCGCUUCCACGCCUCCGUCCACGGCCGCCACUUCCUCGGCUUCGUCGCCGCGCUCUCCGCCUCCGUCCACGGCCGCAAGCUCUCCGACCCGCUCCCGUCCCCGCCAUCCCCGGUCGUUUCCGCGCUCCUCGAGCUCAUCUCCGCGCUCUCCGCCUUCGUCGCGUCCACCCCACCGCUCCCACACAACUCCCGCUACGGCAACCCCGCCUUCCGCCUGUGGCACGAGAAGCUCUCCGACUCGGCCAACCAGCUGAUCGCUCCGAUCAUGGCCACCGCCGGGUCGCCCGACCUCGCCGGCGCCGAGGCCGAGCUUGCGCCGUACCUUCUCGACUCCUUCGGCAACGCCACCCGCAUCGACUACGGCACGGGGCAUGAGACCAACUUCGCGGCGUUCCUCUACUGCCUAGCACGGCUUGGGCUCAUCACCGAGGCUGAUUACCCCGCGGUUGUGCUACGGGUCUUCGCUGCAUACCUGGACCUAAUGCGCACGCUUCAGGACACCUACUUGCUGGAGCCCGCUGGCUCGCAUGGCGUGUGGGGGCUCGACGAUUACCACUUCCUCCCAUUCAUAUUUGGCGCGGCGCAGUUGAUUGAUCACAAGUACAUGAAGCCCAAGUCGAUCCACAACCCGGAUAUCCUGGAUAACUUCUCAAAGGAGUAUAUGUACCUCGCAUGCGUUGCCUAUGUGAAGAAGGUGAAGAAGGGGCCGUUCGCAGAGCACUCGCCAAUGUUGGAUGAUAUCAGUGGCGUACCACAUUGGAAGAAGGUGAACAGCGGGCUGCUCAAGAUGUACAAGGCUGAGGUGCUUGAGAAAGUGCCGAUUAUGCAGCAUUUCCUCUUUGGUUCACUCAUCAAAUGGGAGGACUGAAGCAAUAUCCAAAACCCCUCUGCUUCGAGGCAAAUGUCCAGAACACACACACACACCAUCAUGUUCUGCAAGUACUCCGCCUGGAUGCAAAAGACUGAUGUACAGCGAUGCUGCUCAAUGUCUGUACCUAUAGAAGCUCACUUUCCUUCUAGCGUUAUGGGCUCCGGCUUAGGGGAUGUGCUCGGUUUCUGCAUGAUGGAUAGCAUAGCGUUUCAUCAUUCGUUGUGCUGUAGCGUAGUAGUUCCUCAUCACACCCGCUGUGGAGCUUAAAUUCUGGACCUUGUCUGUUCCUGUUCAGCUCACAUUGCUUUGGGGAUUCCCCUCUGGACAGGCUGGUAGUGGUAAUAUUAAUAACUCCAUGUACUCAGGCUUUUUGAUGUGGAUGACUGGGAAGUGAAACAGUUUCUGUUGUUGGUGAAGGUACACUGUUUGGUGCUAUUUCAUGAAUAAACAUCCUCCUGCCAUGGUAACCAAGCUGUGUAACCGUGUUU